Oryzias latipes (Japanese medaka) is the source of this 2115-nucleotide messenger RNA. It is a transcript of the gene tchp, whose product is annotated as trichoplein, keratin filament binding. Gene Ontology annotation, biological process: apoptotic process. The record is from RefSeq and is a predicted model, not a curated record. NCBI's taxonomy places the organism in Eukaryota, Metazoa, Chordata, Actinopteri, Beloniformes, Adrianichthyidae. Gene Ontology annotation, cellular component: keratin filament.
ACUAUUUUGGUCUUUACUCGAUGCCGUAGUGUGGGAGUAACUAGGAAGUGAAGCGGUAACUAUGGAAAACGACUGCAGAGACGAUUCAAAAAUUAGAGUUACGUAAUUCACAUUCAUGGCUCUUCCGACAUUGUCGACCCAUUUGUCCAGUCGGUCCCGCAUGGCGGCCGAUCAGUUGUCCCGGAGGCGGGAGCAGGAGGCGCGGUGGCGGCAGCAGUGGGAGAUGCACGCUCGGUACUUCAGAGAGCAAAACCUCCACAGCCUGAGGCAGGCGGCGUGGGGCUCACGGAGCUCCUUCCAUCAGAGUAUGUCAGCAUACCAUAAUCAGAGACUGCAAGAGGAAAAGAAGGCCAAUCUGGAGCAACGCAGGGAUCGGCUCAGGGCCAUGCUUCAAGGGGAGCGAGACCAGCUGGAGGCGGAGCUCCGGGCCCUGGUUCCUGACAGGAACACACUGAAAAGUCGGCUGGUGCAGAAAACUGAAGAGCUUCGUACGGCAAGAGAGGACAGAAAGAAAAAGCUGGCACAGGAGCUGCUGAAGGAACACUGGAGGAAAAACAGCCCAGAACUGAGAGAGGCUGAGUCAGCGUUGCAUAAAGAUUAUGUUGUCAGCCAGUGGCAGGAGCAGAUAUCUGAGAAGAAACAGAAAGAAGUGACGGAGCAGGAGGAGAAGAGACACUUUGAAAACGAGUAUGAGAGGAGUAGAAAGGAGGCUCUGCAGAGGAUGAAGCAAGCGGAGGAGAGAAAGAAGGAGGAGGAACGGAAGACGGCAGAAGAGCUUCGCAAACAGAUGGAAGAGCUCUACCUGAGAGAGGAAGAGGCCACACGUCUAAAAAAGGAGCAGGACGCUCUGCUGCACCAACAGUGGGAGUUAGAGAAGAUAGAGGAAGAGAGGAGGAAGAUGGAGGAAAGGCAGAAAAAGACUGAAAUUAGACAUUUUCUCAUCCGUCAAUAUCGAGCUCAGAUGAAGAGGAGAGCCCAGCAAGUUCAAGGAGAGCUGGAGGCAGACCGUAGGAUCCUGGCAGCUUUGCUGGAGGGGGAGCAGGAGGAAAUGAAGCUGGAGACGGUACGGAGAGAGCGAGCUGUUGCUGAUGCUGCCUGGAUGAAACGUGUGAUUGAAGAGCAGCUGAAGUUGGAACGACAGAGAGAGGCUGAGUUUGAAAGCCUUCACAGAGAGGAGGCCCAACGUGUUUGGGAGAGGCGGGAGGCUCAGUGGGAGAAGGAGAGGAAAGCCAGAGAACGGCUCAUGCGGGAGGUGCUUAUGGGGAGACAGCAACAGCUGGAGCUGAAAAUGCAGAAAAACAGAGAGGCCCAGGAGGAAUCCUUGAAAAGACGAGAAGAGUUGAUCCAAGAACUGGAGCUCGAGAGGGAGCUAAGACGGCAGGAGAAGGAGAAAGAAGAGGGUCGUCAGACAGCAAGGGCAAAGGACCUAAAAGCUCAGAUGGAACAGCACCAGCAAGAACAGUUGGAGGAGCAGCACUUGAUGGAGCAGGAGGAGGAGGAGAACAGAAAGGCCCUUGAAAUCCAAAAGCAGGAGUUAAGGCUGGAGAUGCAGAGCAUGGCUGAGAAAGGCUACCAGGAAAAGAUUCACAGCAGGCCACGGUCAGCUUGGACGUGAAGAACCCACAAGACUCAACCCUCUGGGCUUCAGAAUGAGCUUUAAUAGACAAAGGACUCCCUUAUGUCCACAAAGGGCUGAGUUCAGCCAUUGGGACAUUUUGUCAUUGCUAAUUGCCAAUCUAAUAGGUCUAAAGUAUUUUAGAUGUAAAUUAUGAUUUUACAGAGGCUCAUAGGUGGCACAAAUUAGAAAAUAGCUUUAAAGGGGGACAGUGUUUGAAAACUCCAGUAAGCAUUUGAGAUCAUUUCCCAGACUGUCCUUAAUCUUUUGUUUGCACUAAGGGAGCUAUUUUUGAUCAAAACUCACAAACCUGUGCCUUUUCAUAGGGUGACGUGAGAGUUAAUGAAGAGUGAAGUAAGCUUUGAUUUUUUGUUGUUGAUGUGGGCCUAAUGCCAGUACUGACAAAAAUGUGAUUUUAUAUUUUGAGAUUUAUAUUUUGAGAGUUGUUUAGUGUUUUUUUUUUAAUCAAUUUUUUUAAAAUAAAACAGCUUUAAUUAAAA